Messenger RNA from Symbiodinium natans, 9105 nucleotides. The record is from the annotation of a GenBank genome assembly. Lineage: Eukaryota; Dinophyceae; Suessiales; Symbiodiniaceae.
AUGCAAGCAAAGAUCGACCUGGCCACUUUCCUCCCCCUUACGUUCAAGAUGGGCGGCAUCUACCACUUGUGCUACUCUGACGAUGGUUCCUUUGCACCUGGACACACCGACAUUGUGCCCCAACGAAUUGAGGUCUACGGCAUCUAUGACUCGCGUACCCAGUGUGCCGAAGAUGAGACAUGCCUGACGAAGCGGCCGUACAAGUGCUUCUUGCGACGCCAAGCCUUCAACAACAUGGAAGACGCCUAUGACGGCACCACUUCUUGUGUCAUUGACUACAGCUACGACGGAGCAGGUUUCCGAGGGCUUCCUGGGGGAGGCAGAGGUUCCUGGACUGGCGAGUUUGCCACAAAUUAUGAUUCCAACGGCAUGGUCACUACAGAGAUCCUGCGGACGUGCGGCUCCAGUAGUUUGGGGGACUUCCCGGCAGCCUUUCUUUGUAACGCGGACGGAAAUUGUGGUGAUCUGGGCACGAGGAAUCCGUACAUCGUUCCGGAUCCGCUGCACGCAUAUAAGAGAAUGAAUGUGCCACCUGGUCGACCAGAUCUGCAAGGGCCAUCAUUCAAAGCUUAUGCAGUUGCGGCAUGCUACUGUCCGGACUUUCAGAGAUGUGACUCCUUCAGCCCCGACUAUGUACAGCAGGUCGGGCUACUCUACUUCUUUGCGACCAAAGUAUGCCCCAACGGCUUUGAGGCAGUCGCAUGCGCUCUCGAUUUCACAGGCGCUGCGCCGCAGCACAGAUUCGCACUCAAAGUGGAAUGCCCCAGCACAGCCUGUACGUUUGCAGAGACAAGCCGAAUCAAAGUCGUGCAGCAGCAGGCCGGCAACAACCUGCCGGCAUGGGACACUUCGUCGGGAUGUGGUGCCGCGGUACAUGGCAUGAACACCUUGGGUGUGCAGGUCCUGCCUUUCGAUGACAAUCCAGAUGUUGCUACGAUGCACGGCGGUAUUCGUCAGGACUACAAGAUCUGGAACUUCAAGAACUCUUCCCAGGGCUUGAUCUUCGACACGAAGACGUCUGGUUUCCUUUUCAGGACUGGUCCUACAGAUCAUGAGCUUCGCAGUCGAUAUUCCGGGGAGACAUUCGACGUCUGCUUCUGUGAUGGUGGUUGCACAGUCAACGAGAACUGGUUCAAGGUGGGUCAGAUGCGCUUCGCGCCCUUCCAGCCCGUGAGUGCAGCCUCCAACAUUUCCGUCCUGCAGGAGGAGUUCAUCAUCGAGUACAUGAACACUCCUGGAACAUUCGGCUUCUAUCGCCCAUGGGUUGACUACGGUGUCAUGGGCUUGCAGGAAGGAGGGGCGUUGAAGCUGGUCUCGGAUCCUGACUUGACUUUGACAGAUGAGGGUUGCAUCACAGCAGAGUACAGCCGCACCUUGGUAGAUCCCAACACGCUGACGAUUCAGAACGCGGCUACAGCCUACAGUGGGAAAGCCAACGCGGCAGCUGAUGUGAACAAGCUCAUGUUCAACAACGCAAUAUUGGCGAACACCAUGGUCGUAAAUCAGGCUGGCUUUGUGUCUGUGUGCUACUGCGCGCGGCCGGUUGCCGACACCCCCGGAGUCUGUGCUCACGACCAGUGGGUCAUGGUGAACCGUCUGACCAUCCGAGGGCCGGGUCCAGGCCAAAGUUGGACCGUCUCCACGAAUGUUGUCUUCCGCAUCGAGUACUCCGGAUGGGGCCUGGCCAAGGACGACAAGAUCCGCAUCAUCCCGGCCACCUCCCAGUGCUCCGACGUCAACGGCAAUCCGCGGGCUGCCUGGGGCGUCACCAGCAUCAAAGUCGGUUGUCCCCAUCCAUGCUCAGAGGUUGGGGAGAUCAACGACGUCUUGAAUGGAGACAUUUCAGUUGGCGUCCUGGCAGCAGACUCGUACAUGUGCGACAUCCAGAAUGAGGACUGCCGAACAAACGACAUCAAGGCGGUCACGGUGCUUGACGAGUCAACGACAGAACUGGAGUUCGAGGCUUCCUCUGCUCUGUCAGAUGGCGAUCUGAUUACAUUGGGAGCAAACUUCGCGUGUGCUCCUGGACAAUCUGAGAUUGUUUGCAACGCUGAACGCCUUUCCGUCCUUCGGGGUCGGUAUGACUUGGCAGACAGACUCGACAACCACAAUUCAGCCCCGAACGAGUACAUUUCAGGUCAUGCUGUGACUGUGAACCCGACCGAUCCAAAGAAGGUGACGAUCCGCGUCGGCUGGCCGGAUCCAAAGCCACAGUUUCAGGUGCUGUACAUCAGCAACCGCCGCGGCCGCUGGCAGCGACACAGCAAGGCGAUCACUGCCGAAGAGAUCAUGGGCGAGAAAGAGAGGAUCGACAUGAAAGUUUGCUGGAAGUACACGCCGGCCAUGGGGGAAUCGGGUCCGGCACCACGGCACGUGGCAGAGGUGGGUACCCUCACAAUGCUGGAUCCCAACGCCAUGAGUGAAUGUCUUGUGAGCCUGACAACACUUGUGAAGAAGCAGAUGACUCCAUAUGCGCCUAUGAUUCUGUCAUUCCGGACUGCCACCGCAGAGACGGGAAAGCGAUACGAGUCGCUUGAGGGCCGGAUGCGCCUCAGAAUCUACUUCGUCAGGACUGUGGCACUGAAAGCCACCUUCACAGAUGGUGCAGCCAUCGAAGACAACCAGGGAGAGGACGAGCUUAACGAGGCAAGACAGUACAUCUGCGGCAAGUUGUUCAGGGAGGUCUGGUCAAACGAUGAGGAGUUUGGCUUUCCUAUGCCCAGAGGCUGCUACUAUCGAACCUAUGGUCAGACGCAGGAGCUCAACAUGCUGUUCGAUCGAAAGAAUGGACUUGCCCCGGGCAAGUACUACCAGGUUGUGCUCAUGGGCGUGGCUAUGGACGAGGCGAUCCGCGACGGGGAGUAUGUGCACAUAUUCACCACGGAUGAUGUGGAUCUCCAUCCAUACAUUGCCUUGGAGCGCGGCAUUGCAACACUCUAUAGAUCACCGCAGGACCCCGCUUACGGCUCGCAGGGUGUGAAGUUUGCCGAAACCGAUGGCGUAAAGAUCUCGAGCGGUUCGGGAACAGAGAUGCUGGAACUCAAGGGUGGCACGGAGUUGAGGCUUGAACUCAAAGGCGACCCUUUGGGAGGUGGAAUCUCUGCGUCCGCAGUCUUGCGACUCUACUUGUGGCCGUUGACGCAGUGGAAUGUGGCAAACGCCUGCACUGUCAUGUGCAUCGCGCACGACCAGGUGUCAGCACCCUGCGGGGCCGUCCAAGACUGCAAGGGUGACGCCAUCAUACCCAACUUUCAGCAGAACUACCUGCGCAUCGUGCUCCCCUCUGCCAUGGCCACCAUGACAGAGUUUAUCAGCCACACGCUCGUCUUCCCUGACUUGGUCCUGCCCACUGGUGGAUUCUUCUCCACCCGGCUGGCUGCACAAAUCUCCAAGGCGGAUGACACAAAGCCGCACUACACGGUCAGCAGUGGUGACUACAUCUACAAGAUGCACGAUGAGGGUGUCGGUGUUGGCAAGCUGGUGGAGUUCUAUGGUGAUGGUGACCAGAGCCCGUUCCGCGGGGACCAAAGGAACAUCCUGUAUGCCAACUUGGUGCUUCCCUCCACCCUCUUCGCAGCAGUGCAGACCGGCGACGCAUACAUGACUCUGACGUUACCCCAGGGCUACGAGUGUGUGCGAACUCCUGACGUUAACGGCGAGUCGCCAUGGCGUGCAGAGGACGAUCUGGGCGUCUUCCAGGGGAAGAUUCCUCAGGGCACUGGAUCGCCAGACGAAGGGGGCGGCACGAGGGGGUGGUCAGUCCAAGACAACAAUUGUGUGUACACGCUGCGCCAGAAUGCAGUCAUCUACGCUGGCAGCUCCUUGUACAUUCGGGUCACGGCAAACAACCCAGCAACUGCGCUACAGCGGAUGGAUCCCACCAACCGCUGGCAGGUGAGCCUGACCAGCAAAGGCUACCACCAAUAUGAGGUCACUUUCCCUCCAGUGAUCUUCAACACGGUCAUGCAAAACUUCAGCUCCAAUACGGCAGUUCUGGGAAAGCUCAUGCAACCGCUCAUAGUGCCGUCGAACUGGAUGUAUUCUGAAGGAGGACUCGUGAUGUCGCAGGGUUACUUGAGCAUCUUCUUCCGCUCAGAGCAGGGCACGGGUGUGGAAGCAUCAUUGCACGUUGAGGCUCCAUCGGGCUUCUCUUUCGCGCCGAACCCCUGCCAAGUUCAAGACUUGGAGGAUACGUACUAUGCAACCCCCGGGCAGAUGGAAGGGCCCACGCGCCGCCUGCCAGGCUUCGUGUCCUGUGAGCACCGGACAUAUCCCUACAACCAUGCUGCCAUCAAGCUGACGGGUGCAAUACUGUCGAAUUCCAACUACGCCUUCGGGCUCUGGGCCUCAAACGCAGAGAUGUAUGCGGAGUCUCAGAGAACCGGCUGGAGGAUCUACACGCUGGACAUGAACGACUUCAAGGUGGAUGCGACGCCAGUGCCGAUCCCUGCGUUGGCGCACACAGCGACAAGCCUGACGAUGCCGGACACGCAGAUGAGCUUCGGUCUCUACCGGGCACAGGUCAAUACACAGACGACGCUGAACGUACAGGUGUCGAUACAGAGCACCAUCCCUUACACGAUGUCCAUGCAGAGGACAUGGGUGACGGUUCUCCCUCUCAGGGUAGUUGAGCAGAUCACGUCGACUCUGCGAGUAGCAGCACCUCUUGGGUAUGACUGGGACUUCACCAACGCCGAGUUCCGCCAUCUUGCUCCCUUCCCGAACACGACUGAGAGCUUGUGGCUGAUGGGGGCCACGGGCACACUGCCAGGCGGAUUUCCACAGCGGCAGGGCAACAUCCUCCUUUGGAGCCAGGCCAGGAUGUAUUGGCCGAAUGAGACGUACGGGUUUCAGACCUACGUUCGGGUUCCGGAUCGGACCCCAACCACUGCUCCAAACUGGUUCAUCUUCGAAUUCGGAUAUGAUGGCAACUCACUAGCCACGCGCCACGCUGCUUCAGCGGUGCCCGCUCCAGCGGUGCAGUCCCUAACCGACGCCGCCCUGGAGUACAACACGAACGUGGAGGGGAAGGUGAAUCCUAUCACUUUCCAGGUCCAGACCAUCAGCCAGGUGCCGCAGGGAGGUGGCCUGUUGAUUGAGGGACCACUCGGCUUCGAGUUCCCCAAUCCGUGCACCCCGGAGGUGGCUCCUUCCGCUCGUGGCUCCACGUAUCAAGUCGAGCCCAUGGCAUCGAAGGUGUUGAGUCUGCCGACGGACGUGGCAUGCAGCUUUCAGCAGACGACUGGCCCUGCCGGCCGAAGUAUCAUCAGGAUAACAGCAGGCACAUCCGGCAUCAUGCCGGGUCUGUACCGCUUCCAAUUGCUCGGCAAGAAUCCUGCUACAGCAGUGGCAAAUUCUAUUGACAAUUCGAAGCCAUGCAUGCGCCAGUACUGCUGGGACUUUCACUCCCUUCAGGUGAUAGGAAAUGUCGCCACCAAGCUGGACUCGAGCAUAAGCAUCCCAUCGUUCGACAUCAACGUAAAGAUGGUCGAGGCCCUCUUGCCUCCGCUGACGAGGGACCAGCAGGCAGCUACUGGUCGAGACGACCGGCCGCUGAGCAGGAAUCCCUUGGUCUUCAAGUUCAAGCUGGGGAGUGCAGCCAUCUUCUCCUCGACAAUGAUGAUCAGGGGGCCCUUGGGCACCAUCUUCCGGGAAGACUGCAGCGAGGAUGUUGAAGUUCGCCCAACUGAGGUGUUUGGAACGGGUCAGAUGCUGCCUGCCGAGUAUGCUGCUUGGCCACAGGGUGUCCAGGUUGUCAGCUGCCGAGGGGAAGGUCCAGAUGCCAGGAUUGUGAUCGAUCCUGGAGUUAGUGAUGGCUUGCAGUUCGAGGUCUUCUACCCCAUUCGCGUAGCUGUCUUGCACAAUCCAGUCGUGCAGCCUGCUGACAACAGGUGGACGCUGGACUUCAACGGGGAGUCCUCAGAUCCGUUCGAUGGUUACAUGUUGUGGACAUUCACCAGGACAUCGUUGCUAACUGCGACGAUGGGCCGAUCCACAACAGUGACAGGUGACCCUUUCUUGUCAAAUCCCGUUACUUUCACGUUCCGUCCAAAGAACACUGUAAAAGGUGCCGGCAUGAUCAUCCGGGUAGAAGCCCCAUCAUCCUGGGAAAUUGCCACCGAAGCAGACGGUCACUGCAAGAUCAUGAUGCAGCCGAUAUCGGCUGAUUCAGCAGGCACUGGAAAUGCAGAUCCGUUGACGGCACCGGCAGCGAAUUGGAUUGGGCCGCCUUCCUUGAUUUGGGGUGAUGCAGAUGUCCGAUGUGAUGUGGAUGUCGCGACCGGACGCGUCUUAACGGCCACUGUCCUGGCCUCCGAGCGGGAGAUCACCGCCAACCGCGACUACCAGCUGACCAUCUUCGUGAGAAACCCAACCCUCACGAUUCCGCCUUAUGAGGAAGCCAUCUGGAACGUCUGGAACCUGGACACGUUCGACAGCCCAUCAUCAUCUGGUGUUUUGCCCACCUUCCGUGACUCAAUCACCAUGCCGGGCUACCCCGUCUACAACAAAGCACGGCAGUGGGUGGUGCGCAAUCAGGAUCCUGUCACUGGUCAGAACUACCGCAAUGGGCUUUCUGAGAUCCCUGGUCUCUUCGUUCAGUUCCAGCUGCCGACGAAGUUGGUACCAGGAGAUGUCAUAUCCAUCGAAGGUCCAACAGGCUUCACGUUCAAGACCGGCGCACAGGAUUCAUGUGAUGACUUUCGAUGGGAGCCGGUGGAGGAUGCCUAUCUCUACUUGCCGAACUCUUUGAUCACGUGCGUCAACAACAUGCUUACCUUUCAGGUUCAGGAGCCCAAGAACAUUCCGGAACUGCGAACGAUGAUGUUCCGGCUCACAUCUCGGAAUCCUGCCAAGACGCCGCACACCUUCCUCAACCACUGGAGCAUCACCCACACGGCCAACGGUGCAAUCAUGAGCACAGAGGCGGUCAAAAGCUGGGAUGUGGUUCCUCAGCUGGCCAACGUUAGGGUCAUGUUGGUGGGGCAGCAGAAGGCUGAGAAUUCGGUGUCCACGAUUGCUGUCUCGUACAGACCCGUCUCCGACGCAGACGAGCUCAGCCUGGAGGCGCUGGAGCCGACCGGCUUUGACUUCACGGGUGCUUCAGCGGUUUCGCUGGGCCACGAGGUCAUCGCAACCAAUGCCGAGACGAUCCGCAUUCGAGCAUCCAUGUAUGCGGAAGUCAACGUGGACAUCGUCAUUGCAAAUUUUAGGCUUGGGCUGAAUGGGGGCCCCACGCUCUUCAACCUGAUUACCAAACUGAACAAUGGCGAUCAGAUGGAUGAGGCCCUUAACUUUCGUGGUGGCUUCCGAUUACCUGGUAGAGUUGCCGUCACCGGAAAGCAGAUCAGCAGUGAGUACAAGCUCAUGCCAGAACUGUAUCCAGUUCCGUCUCUUUGGGAGGUCCGCAUGGGCGAGUUUGCAGCCAUCGAGAUGCCGUUCACUGUCACAAUCAACUCUGGCGUCGGCAAUCUGAUGCGCCUGCGAGCUCCACCGUAUGACUUGCAGGCCCAGGACUUCAACAUCAUCCAGAGUGGAACGGCAGAAACAGUGACCUCUGAGGUCACCAGCACAUCAUCUGGCGAGAUGGUGGUCCGGCUUGGCACGCAGCUUUUCCGAGGAGUGUUGUACGAGGCGCAGGUGAGAGCGCUGACCCCGAAAGUCCCCAACCCCACCGAUGCCAUGUGGAGCAUCGAGAUCCUGGACGGCGGCGCGCUGCCGCUGAACACCAACGACGGUCUCACCGAGGGCUUCCGCCUGGUGGAGCGUGCGGAGCUGACCGUGCGGGCAUCGCGCUCGCCUCCGAUGGCUCAGAUUGAUGUUGACUUGGUGGUGGACCCGAAAUCUGCCCAGCCGGAUGAGCUCAUCCUGGUCGCACCACUGGGCUUCAACUUCACGCCGAACUGUCUGGUGACGAGUGCGUUCAACCGAGUCACCUCCUGCCAGCUGUUUGGCAACGUGGCCGGACGAGCUUCAGCUCGCCUCAGGAUGGCACGCCUGACAAGCGUGCUCGAGCAGGUCGUCAUCAAGGUCACAACGCCGGCGCAGAAUCCGCCCAGCAGCAGCUGGUUCAUAAACGCCAGAGACAGCGCCAGCGACCUGCAGCUCGCCUGGGGAGAGGAUCAAAGUGGAGUUUCAAUCCGGCAGAUGUUAGGUGCCGAUGUCCUGUAUCCCGGCAUUCCGCAAAUUCCUGGGCAGAUGGCGUUCAGUUUUAUCACCAACGAGAAGAUAGACUCAGGCGGAGCCAUCCGUGUUGGCUAUCCGACGGACAUCGAGGUCCUGUGCGCCGGAGCUUACUUGAGCCAGGUGGCGAUCACCGGUCAGGUGACCUGCAUGAACUAUGUCCAGGAGGGCUACUUCGAGCUACGGCUCGACAGACCACUUCCCCCUGGCCAGCAAGCUUUCACAGUCACCAGCACGUGCCCCGCAGCUGUGAAUGACAACACUUUCUAUAUCAUCAUCAUGACGCCGACGGGUCAGGUCUCAGAUGCGGCAAUGAGCAUUCCUGGCCUGCGCAUCCAGCACGGCCUUCCGAUUUCGGCAAUGCCUUUAAUCUGGGGUAUGGCCGAGCCGAACAGGAAUACGUUUGUCAGCACGGGUAUUGAGCUGCUUGGAGAACUGCCGCUGAAGGAUCCUCCCAUCAUGAGCGAGAUCAUCAUUCAGAUGCCUCCAGACUUUUCUCAUCAGGUGCAGAAAACAGCGCAGCUGGAGACCCUGACAGAGCCACUUCCGCGAAGAGAAGGAGGCUGGUUGGAUGUCACUGACCCUCGAAGGCUGAGACUGCUCAUGGACGAGGAGGCCAUACAGAAGCUGGCCAUUGGCUCAUACAGGUUCCAGUGGCCCAUCAUGGUUCCUGCUGUGAUGCCAAAGUACAACGUCUGGGAGCUGACUGUUUGCAGUCCAGCCAUUCGGAACGAGUCUUGUACCGGCUCCAGCGAUCCGCGUGCUUUGGUGAGCUUCCCUCUAGCAGGCUUUGGGAUGGGCGAGUCUCAUCCGUCUUCGAUCGCGUUUACCCAAACUGGUGCUGCAUGGCCGGUUCGGGCCAACUGGUCGGUGCUUCUUGUGCUCCUCUCAGCCUUCGCCUGGAGACAUUUGCGGGAAGCCUGA